UCCGGAGGUAGUUGUCAAUCCAAAGGUUGACAAAUACCUCCCUGUAACAUACCUUACAUCUGAAGGCCAAUCAUUUAAUUAUUUAUUUAAAAAUAAAUAAAAAGUUACGAAACAUUUUCACCUCCGUACAAACGGGUACAAACUUAGUACAAACGAUAAAAUUAGUUCAUUGUGGGGAAAGCAAUCAUCUGUUGGCGAUCGACAUACGAAUUGCAAAUGGUGAUUGGACAGAGUGGGGAUACCUCCCAGUCAAAAUUGCAUUCUGUCAAGCGACACUUUGUGAAAUUAUUUACCAAGUUAUGAUGACAAUAUUGACCUCUUCGCAAUGGUUAAUAAACAAACUUUCUGUGGAUUUUUUUAUUGAUAUUUCAUGGAGAUGAAGUUUUGAAAGACUUGUCAGUACCGGUCCAGAUGUAAAGCCAAAGGUAAACGUCAUUAUUGAUUUUGAUAAGGUGCAGCAUAGCAAAUUUUAAACAUCGACAAUUGAAAAAAUGAGGGGAAUAUUGAUCUUCGAUCAUCUCAAUGACGUUCUGUUCACAAAAUGCAACCUGAAAUUUUCGAAACACGUACAAAAUCUGGGUAAAAUUCAGGGAUUAAUUCCGGACAACGAGGACGAAGAGCCAUGGCAACUCAGUGCAAAUGUGAUAAUGCAACUGUUUUCACCGGUUGUUACAUCACAACAGGUGAUGGCCUCGCAAUUUGGAAAUUCUUACACUUCCAUGCAGUGCCAGGACGGCACAAACAUGGUCUUCGAUGAUGCUAUGGGAUACACCUUCAUUUAUGUUUCCACUGAUGAUGUAGAGUUCAUGAAGAGAACACUCGGCAUUUGUGUUAUGAUUGUCAGUCAUGUCUGUGGACCUGACAUCGCUGCAUUGAAAUCAAGUAGACAAAAAGCAAGCCUCGUAUCUUCCCUCCUGGACGCUUGGAGGACGCUUCGUCAGAGUGAGCAGAGUAUCCUAACCGAGUCUGUCGAGCAACUAUCUGUUAACGCAGAUAUAGCAUCAACAAUGCUAAAAAUCCUGCACGACGCCUCCGACAAGCUGAGGACCCAGUCAGAGCUUUCAAAUGUACACGUUCUGGUACUGGUGGAGAACAAAUUUCUAUCCCUCUACUCUAGCAAAAAUGCACAGGACCUGAGAGCGGCCGACAUCCUCUUGAUGGUCCUAAUGUGCAGAGUCGUCACCAGUGAUAGUUCAAAAUCAGAUACUUUGGACAAUGAGCCAGACAUACUGUUGAGCCAGAGUCAUGGGUCGAGUGAUGAGGGAUCCCUCGAUAUUGGUGGAAAGCUGGCUAAUCCAACUUUAGCAGACAUUGGACACCUUUUCAAUGACACCAGGCAGUCGUCAAUAAAUGAGGGUCUGAAUUCUCUAGCUGAGGAUGGCCUCUAUAGUCAGCUGGUGCUCUUAGGGCCAGAGCAGAGCAGAACAGCCAAUGCUGUUCAUAUUUAUGAGAUAUCCGAGGGCAUUCAUCUGGUGAUAAUCUUGGAGGUGACAAAUCUGGGCAUAUCCUCGGGAAUUUACGAGAGUUUCUAUCAUCUCAAUGUGAUGAAUGGCCUUCAGCUGCAGAGGGACCUUGACGAGCUACGAAUAGCCUUCGACAAGUUCGAUAAUGCGAUCAAGAAAACAAUUGAUGGAAUCAAGAAAAAUCGUGGUCACGUGAGUAACGACGUGGAUAUGUGCCAGAGACGAUUGCAAGUCAAAUGGGAAUUUGUGAGGAAGAAGUACCUCGAGCUUCUCAAGUCCAGGGAUCCCGAGGUCAUUCUUCAAAUUGAAUCCAAUAUUUCUGGAUUCAUUGAGACCAUGAAGGAGCUGUUCAAACUCACUUGCUUCGGCAGAAACUUUUUGCAGCAGGCCAACGAUGUCAUUCUCACUGUUUGCAGACUUGUCAAGCAGAAAUUUACCGAUUUCAGUGGAUUUCUCAAGGUCAAGGCUCUGAAGAACUUCACCCUGAGAUCCAGAACUUCCUUGACAAUUAAUAAAUACCUGGAGGAGUUCCCAGGACUUGUGCAUUUUAUUUAUAUCGACAGGACCACUCACAGACUGACCGCACCCACUCUGGAUUUCACGAAUCCGGAAACACUGGCAUUGACCACUAAAAAAAUUUGGUCUAUGAUCGAUCACGGAAGAAGUCAUCUCCAGGAGGGACAUUUCUCCGUUAUGUGGAAGGAUACUACGUUUAAUUAUGCGUAUUUUUUGUGGUUUGAGGACAGUUCGGGCUCUCCACUAAAAUGCAAAACCUACUUCAACAAUGUGAUGAAAAAUUUUCCAGUGCCUGGAAUUUUAUGCGACGAUUAUUACAAAAAGUUGGGCCAGGCAUGUUUUCCAAAGAUUCCAGUCAACAAAAUACAAAUUUAUGAGCUCUACUGCGUUCACUUGGGACUCGCAACGUCCUCAUGUGUCCUUGAGCACUCGCGAAGACUUGCAGCUACAAUCUGGGAGGUUACUGGACUUCCCAACAACCCCGCUGAUCUAGUGUAGGUUUUUAUGUUGUCCUUUUUAUUAAUUUUUAUGUUUACUGAUAGUCCCGAAGGGACGAUUUUUUCAUACAUUUUUUAAUCACAUGUCUAUGAAAAACACAGUAUUUAUAGGCCAUUUAGUUUAUUAUCAACACUUUGUUAUUAAUUUUGUUUUUCUUUUCUCUCGUCAGAAAGCCAAAAAAAUUUAAUAAUGCAAAUUGUAAAUAAAUGAAUAAAAAACAAAUUGAAAGUACAAGUGAUGAAUAAACGGACU
This is a messenger RNA of Diachasmimorpha longicaudata, 2729 nucleotides long. RefSeq names its product BLOC-3 complex member HPS1 (gene HPS1). Lineage: Eukaryota; Metazoa; Arthropoda; Insecta; Hymenoptera; Braconidae. Bases 492 to 2477 code for a protein of 661 amino acids. Gene Ontology annotation, cellular component: BLOC-3 complex. Gene Ontology annotation, molecular function: guanyl-nucleotide exchange factor activity. The record is from RefSeq and is a predicted model, not a curated record. Gene Ontology annotation, biological process: vesicle-mediated transport. The transcript is spliced from 4 exons.